Molecule: messenger RNA, 822 nt
Organism: Yarrowia lipolytica CLIB122
Lineage: Eukaryota; Fungi; Ascomycota; Dipodascomycetes; Dipodascales
Molecular function (GO): protein-lysine N-methyltransferase activity
Source: RefSeq, a predicted model, not a curated record
AUGUCUGACAUUGAAGAUCUCGCCUCCGGAGGCCUUUUUGACGAGCCCAAGGACUUUUACAAGCCCGAGGAGCAGCCUGGCAGCGACAGUUAUGCCCGUCAAGAAAAACACGUGGCUGCCUCCGAGUACAAAGAGCCCACCAACUUCAACUUGCGUCUUACCGCUAAGAACCCUCUGUGGGGUCACUUGCUGUGGAAUGCUGGCAAGGUGACUUCUGACUACCUUGAUGAGCACUCCAAGGAGCUGGUUGAGGGUAAGAAGGUCAUUGAGUUCGGAGCUGGAGCCGGACUACCGUCUCUUCUGUGCCACGCCGUUGGUGCUAAGCAGGUUGUGAUCACUGACUACCCUGAUGCUGACCUGCUUUACAACCUCAAAUACAACGUUGACCAGCUGAAGAAGGACUGGGAUGCCAAGAAUGCCGACUUCUCUGGCCCUUCCCCUUGCGCUGACGUCUCAUCCAUGAAGGUCGAAGGUUUCAUUUGGGGAAACGAUGCUUCUGAGCUCAUUGAGAUGUCGGGUGGCACUGGUUACGACCUGGUCAUUCUUUCAGAUGUCGUCUUCAACCACUCUGAGCAUGCUAAGCUUGUGCGAUCUGCCAAGGAGCUGUUGGCCCCCGGAGGAAAGGUGUUCGUUGUGUUCACUCCCCACAGAGCCAAGCUCUUCAACGAGGAUCUGGACUUUUUCCGACGAGCAAAGGAUGAAGCUGGAUUUGAGAGCGAGAAACUGUUUGAGCUCAAGUACUACCCUAUGUUCGAGGAGGAGGAGGAGACCAAGGAGCUGCGAUCAAUGGUGUUUGGCUACAUGCUGACCCUGAAGGAGUAA